Schizosaccharomyces japonicus yFS275 is the source of this 1698-nucleotide messenger RNA. RefSeq names its product cytosolic thiouridylase subunit Ctu1. The transcript has a single exon. Gene Ontology annotation, cellular component: peroxisome; cytosolic tRNA wobble base thiouridylase complex; cytoplasm. The record is from RefSeq and is a predicted model, not a curated record. Gene Ontology annotation, biological process: tRNA thio-modification; tRNA processing; tRNA wobble position uridine thiolation. NCBI's taxonomy places the organism in Eukaryota, Fungi, Ascomycota, Schizosaccharomycetes, Schizosaccharomycetales, Schizosaccharomycetaceae. The coding region runs from base 136 to 1179 and encodes 347 amino acids. Gene Ontology annotation, molecular function: tRNA-uridine 2-sulfurtransferase activity; tRNA binding; nucleotidyltransferase activity.
GGUGUUGGCAGGAGACAGCUGGAGUUUAGUGGUGGUGGUGGUGGUGGUGAAGAAAAUGUCGCUGGGAAGAGGUUACGCUUUGCAGAACAGCAGCGGUGGAUUGUUGCAGCAGAUUGUUGCAGGGACGUCGUCAAAAUGAAUGAGAAACCACGGAACAAGAGCAGACUGUGCGAGCUUUGCAAUGCUGAAAGACCAGUUAUGGUUCGUCCAAAAACGAGUCAGAAGAUUUGUAAGAAUUGUUUCUACCGCGUUUUCGAAACGGAAAUCCACAACGUGAUUAUCGACAACAAACUAUUCCAUCGUGGAGAGAGCAUUGGAAUUGGAGCGAGUGGUGGUAAAGACAGUACGGUGUUGGCGUAUGUAAUGAAACUACUCAAUGAGCGAUACGACUACGGCUUGAAGUUACAUUUGAUUAGUGUUGACGAGGGCAUUCGUGGUUAUCGUGAUGAUUCACUGGCCACCGUAAAGCGUAACCAGCAACAGUACGAACUCCCGAUGACCAUUGUCAGUUAUGAAGAACUGUACGAUGGUUGGACAAUGGACCGAAUCGUAAGCAAAAUUGGCGCUAAGAAUAACUGUACAUACUGUGGUGUCUUUCGACGCCAAGCACUUGAUCGCGCCGCUUUGUCGCUCGGAAUUAAGCACAUUCUCACUGGACACAAUGCAGACGAUAUUGCCGAAACGGUGCUCAUGAACUUGCUUCGUGGAGACAUCGCUCGUCUGCCUCGGAGCACGGAGAUCACGACCAUGUCGGAAACUUCGCCUACCAAACGGUCCAAGCCAUUCAAAUAUACGUACGAGAAGGAGAUUGUGCUCUACGCACACUACAAAAAGCUGGAUUACUUUUCCACCGAGUGCACAUACUCGCCAGAAGCGUUCCGAGGCACCGCUCGGGCACUCAUCAAACAGCUUGAACGGCUCCGUCCUAGCUCCAUCCUCGACAUCAUAUAUUCGGGUGAAGCAAUGAAACUGUCGACCACCGUGCAAAAACAACUUCCUGAGCAGAAGAAGUGCGUUCGUUGUGGCUUCAUCUCCAGCAAUGACGUGUGCAAGGCUUGCACGCUUUUGGAGGGUUUAAACAACGGCAUCAGUGGUCUUGGUAUAGGCAGCAACCGCAAGGCCCGUCGUUUAAAGGAAAAACAGUCUGCCGAGAACGUACAGGCGGGCGAAACGGCAUAGACUAGGUUUUUGGCCAAGGUUUCAGUUCCAUAGUUUUCAUUCAUUUUCUCUCAUCUGCGUCUCCCAAAUGCAGUCUACCUCUCAUGUGUGGGUGUGAACAAUCUUUUCGGAUUUUUAUGUGCUUAAUCAUCUUCGUCCUUGUCUAACAGACCCGGCGAAGGAGUGUGGUUGCGUUUGGCAUAGAAACGUUCAACCCACGUCGUGACUGUGACAAGGCCGCCUGAAAUGGCAAGAAUUCGGAGAAUCGUGUUUCCCAGACUGGGAUACGUUUCGCGGAUGUGGAUUCCUAGAGGCUCAAUGUCGUAGGAAAUAAAGAUGCCAGGUGGAUCGCUCCGGAAUCCCGUUUGUCUGCGGACGGAGUUUUCGGUGACGGCGUACUGGUUGGUUUGGACAUUUCUGAAGGUGGAGGUAUACGUGGUUGGAAUAAUUGAAGUGUAGUACUGAAAAGCAAACGCAUGCUCGUCCGUAAAUCCGUAGGAGCCGUCUAAAGCAUUGACAAGUGAAGGAUAGUAGUCGCCG